AUGUUUAAAAAUAUGAAUUAUCCAUAUCCACCAUCUUCACCUUAUAUGCAAACAGCCCUAACACAAGCUGUACAAGCAAUAAUGACUGGUGGACCAGUGCCUGCAAAUUGUUGUUUUAUGUCAAUGCCAUUUCAACAAGCACAACAAAUUUUACCACAAUUAAUGAGGAAAGCUGCAAUUGGUAAUAAAGAUCCAAAAAUUUUUCCUCAACAAACACCAUAUUAUAAUCAAUUACCAUAUACAAAUAAUCCUCAAACACGUGGUCGUAUACCUCAACAAAAGUAUAAUUAUCCAGUGAUGACAUAUAAAAAUAAUAAUAAUAAAAAAAUUAAGAAACCAAUUCGUCAACAACAACAACAUCAUUCAAAUAUUUAUAAUUCAUCUUCAUUUGAUUCUUAUAUGCGUCAUUUAAGUUGGAGUCGUUUAUUUAAUCAUCAUCAUUCUCGAAAACCUCUUAAACCAAAAAGUCAAGAUCAAAUAUUAGUAGAUUAUGAUAGAAAAUCAGAUUCAUCAAAAAAACAACGAUCAAAUUCUUCAACAACAUCAUCAUCAACAACAAGUGAUGAAACAAUUCGACGAGUUAAUGUUACUAAUAAACCAUCAUCUAAUAUGAAUCCAAAACAACAAACCAAAGGUAGUUUACCAUUUAAAUAUUCAUCUGAAUUUAUACCAGGUGUUGGCAAACAACAAUCGCAAAACAUCAAAUCUAAUGAUAUUUUCAUUGUUAAAAAACCUUAA
This is a messenger RNA of Rotaria sordida, 738 nucleotides long. NCBI's taxonomy places the organism in Eukaryota, Metazoa, Rotifera, Eurotatoria, Philodinida, Philodinidae. The record is from the annotation of a GenBank genome assembly.